AUGAGACUGGGUUGUGGAAAACUCAACCAUCAAAGCCCAGAUGAGGCGAGCACGCCUAUGUUGAUACAAACCAAACAACAAUGUGUUGUGAGUAAACCCGAUGAGAGAACAGCCCAACACACACACACAUUCACACAUUUAGGGGGGAGGAGGGGGGGUCAAAAUCAACUCUGGAAACUUCCAGAACCCAAAUGCUUUAGCUUCUGCAUCAGUGUCUUUACUGAAGCUGUCACUGAUUCCUGACACAUUUGUUCACUGAGCAGCACGCAGGGUAGGCAGGCUGAAUGAGUCUGUGGUGGCAUGGUUUUUUUAAAGGUACCAAAACCACAGAAGCUACUGAAGAUAUGAACUUUGCAUCUUACAUAGAAAUUCUCAAACAGUUUUUGCCUGCAGUCGUGAGUUUGUAAAAUUUUCAGCAAAGAAAUGAAACCAAACAAGUCUACUUUGAUCUCCUGAAAGUUUGGCUACAAAACCAUCUCAGCUUUUUGUCACAUUCUGAGAUUGUUCACAAAAAGCUUUGUCAAAAUUUCAUGUUUUAAAUCACCACUAAAAGAAAAGUUUUUUUUUUAUUUUUUUUUAAAAACCUACAGGAAUCUGGACACUGUCUGGUUAUGGGAACACAAAUUCUCCUGACUCGAAUUGUAUUUUAAACAAACGUGUCAUUUUUCGUUCCACUGACUAAAUGUAACCGUUAUUCUCUUUACAGAUUGUUUUGUUUAUGUUGAGGGAGGCUGUUUUGCAGAGUGACAUUUAAGCAGAAGUCACCAUUUCUUUUUACUUUUAUAAACUGUACGAUUGUAAUUGCUUCAUAAAAAUGUUUUUUGAAAGGUUCUGCCUUAUUUAAACCUUUUAUGUUCAAACAUGGAAUAUCAGCCCUGCCCCAUGUUUAGACAAUAUUUAAAUUCUUAGAGCAUUCCCAUUUUGGUUUGUUAAUAUUCUAAAACUGAGUCCAAACCUGUUGAAGUUUGAGCUGAUAACCCCACAGAUGUUCCUCCAGGUCCAGAAGACUCUAAAAAGCUCUUCACGAAAUUACUCAACAUUUGAAUUUAAACUAUUUAUUGUUUUUUUUUUAUUCUGGAAAAAAAUAUCUGAAAUCCCAAAAACAUUAGAUAGAUAAAUUUUUAUAUAUUAAAAAUACGAAUUUAUACUAAUUUUGUCGGAAUAAAUGCAAGAAACAUUUUUAGAAAACCUAAAGGUAUAGGAAACAGAGUUUUUUCUGUCAAAACUGUUGUCAUAUUGUGACUAAAAGGUCACCAAAGUUCGUAGCUAAAAUGAGGGACACGGCGGCGCCCACAGCAGAAACAGGAGCUGGCCAGCCGUCGUGCUUAAGGAGGACAAACUGCGUUGCCAUGACGAUGAGGUCCGUUCGGGAUGCGGGACGACAGGAGAGUCUCUGGGAAAUGGAUCUAAAACUGAACUUUUAUCCUAAAAAAAAGGUUUUUGUAUUUAGAACGAAUGAUUUCACGUUCGAUGGAAGCUGAAUUAUAUUCCCGUUUUUGGUAGUCAUAUUCCCACAGGAGCUGUGAAAAGAACAAUUUACCUUAGCUCUGAAGAACCAUCUUCUGCUAAGCCUUCGAUAAAAGUCUCCUGAUCAGUGAUUGUGUGGUCUAAUUUGAUUAUCACACAUGUGGAUUUCAUAUUUGUUCAACUGUUGCUUCAUAUGAGUCAAAAAGUGACAGAAUUGGGGGCUGAACUGUUCCAGGUGGCAAAAUCCCCCGUUCCCGUGUCCCCCUGGAACUAAUAAGGCAGUCCAUUUUCACCCUUUGAGUCCCUGCAUCGGCUGGAAUGACUGAUUUACGGCUGAGACGCAGCCCAAACUCAAACAAUUAUACAUGUGCUGUAUUUCACCCUCAUAUAGCUGCUCUGUGUGAACACUUUCCCAUCGUGUUCGCACUGGCCCGCGUUCAUGAGCCUCUCAGAGUGAGUCCAGAAAUCUGUUCUGCCUCAUUAGGACAAUAAUCUGAUUUGAGGUUGGGAGAGUGUAAACCUACACUGCUUAGAGUUCUGAUCUCAUUUGAAGCCUCGGCACAGCCAAAGAAAUGCUGCCGAGGUCCUGCACGGGGACUAGCAUUCGGGUCGGGUUUUUUUGGGGGGUGGGGGUGUACAGUCUGGUUGAGGCAAAAGGGACAUUUGUGAGGUUGACAUCUAUAGUUAGAUGAUCACCUCAGAUGGACUCACGUGAUGCACGUGCGUUUCUGAUUUGAACAGGACAAAUGCGCGUAUUAACAUUUCUUCCUCAGUGAGAUAAAAAGUCAUCUUUGGUAAAUUUAAGCGACAUGAAAAAGACAAAUUAAAUGUUGUUUUUGUGUGUUCAAUGUAAAACAGCGUCACGGUGCAGAGAUCACACAUUGAAGGCGCAGAACUGCUGCUCCAAACCAGAGAGGCGCGCGACGGCGGCGCAGCGCAGGCCCAGAAAUCUCUUCCCAGGCUGAGAAAAGGGCUGUAGUCCGUGGCGCAGCCCUCACAUGUUAUGAGAAAACCAUAGUGCGUUCACGUGGAAUCCACACUACUCACAGAGGCAGGGUAAGAAAGCACAUCCAGGUUUCUGCUGCGCUCCGCGGGGACACCAAACAACCUCCGAGCUGAAGUCGAGGAAGAACCACGAAACUGAUUGAAGAGUUUCCUAAAUACGCGCUUCACGUUUUCCAAUGCACACAUUUCUGCUUAAAUUGUGGGAGAGUGUCCUGUCAUAUCUUUGAGCUCUCUCAAGAAACAGCAAAUAAUUAGGAGCUUUACAUAAAUUAGACAUCAUUAAUGAAGUUCUCGUGCUGAUUAGCAGGAAAAAGCUCCGCGUCUUCAUGACAGCAGCAGCAGUCCGCGCAGCAUGAAGCUUUGAGGUGAAUGUUUAUGGAUUUACAGGCAGACAGUUUCAGGUUGAGCACUUCAAUCAGUGUUGCGUUUCAUCUUGGCUGCAGCCUGCACGCUCCGCCUGCUCCCAGCAAAGAAAAUCGACUUUCCCGUAAGUUGGAGUCUUUAAAUGUGGACGCGCAGAUGCUGUUUGCUCUCAGGACGCACCACAAGGAUCAGUCGGAGUGUGCUGGAGCUCCACCGCGAAAGACAGCCGCUGGGGCGAAGUAACCGGACGCGCUUCAGCCUGGAAGUCUCGCGCUCUGUCAAAGCUGCCAAAGAGGAAGGUUCCUGUCAGAAAGCAUCACGGAGUGGCACAAAGAGGAUGUGAUGGUUCGGUGACGGCGACGCGCUCCCCGGAGUUUGAACGCAUCCAAGACUUUGUGAACUUGUUCAGUCUGCGCGCGGAGCGGCUGCGGACCGCGCGCCUGAACCCGAGACGCGUUUGGAUAUCUUAAUUGCCGCGGGUCUCCCUGUUCGUAGGUGCGCAGGGGCGGUGAAGGUCAGCUUAAAUCGCAUCAGGAGAAGCUUUCUUUCCAGUUUCAGCACUGGAUGAGCGGAAUAUUCAUGAAGCAGUAUCUGAACUUCUGCAGGAUGAGGCUGAGAGCAUCGAGGUUAGGUUAUCUGUUCCUUCAGUUGGCGGCGCUUUGCUUUUACGCACAGAACUCCGUGCAGUCUCCUCCGAACUUCAAGCAGCAUGUGACGGAGCAGAGCCGGCUGUCGGACCGCAUGAGCCGCAGGCUGACCCGAACCUACCAGCUGUACAGCAGAACCAGCGGGAAGCACGUCCAGGUUCUGGCCAACAGGAGGGUCAACGCCAACGGGGACGACGGCGCGGCUCACGCAAAGCUGGAGGUGGAGACGGACUCCUUUGGAAGUCGUGUUCGCAUUAAAGGAAUGAAGACGGGAUACUACAUAUGCAUGAACAGGAAAGGGAAGCUGAUUGGAAAGAGGAAAGGACGAGGCAAAGACUGCAUCUUCACCGAGAUUGUUCUGGAGAACAACUACACGGCACUCCAGAACGCCAAGUACGAGGGCUGGUACAUGGCUUUCACGCGCAAGGGCCGCCCAAGGAAGGCCUCCAAGACCAAGCAGCACCAGAGGGAGGCCCACUUCAUGAAGCGCCUCCCGAGGGGGCACCUGCUGAGUGAAAGGAGGCCGUUUGAUACGCUUCCUCUGCCCGUCCCCGUUCAGCCUUUCAGCAAGCGGACUAAGCACUCCCAUCAGCUGCGCUCGGAGGGUCGCUGAGGGACAAGCGGCACAGCAGAGGCGCCGCCGACAGCUCCAGACUGGAGGGAAACCUGCAUGUACGCCUAAGUGCCCGAAGGCCUCGUUUGUGGAUUUACUGAGUAAUUCUUGGUACUGAAUUGUAGAUAAACUAUCUAAUCUGCUAGUUAUUUCCAAUUCAGAUGAUCAUGGGGGGGGGGGGGGUCUCCUCAACAAAACUGUCCUGGAUGAGAGUUUGGGGGCAGAAAACUGCAUCAGAGAAUGUUUGAAAGGAGGGAAGUAGACGUGGCAGCUAUCUGGGCUUCCAGCAUCUGAGUCCCGCCUCACCUGUGGGACACGUAACCUGUUCUUUUCUACAUAUAUGAAUAUAUUUUUACUGUAAAAAUGUAAAUCAAAUAUUUAUUGUAGAGUGUAUAUUAAAACCACUAAAGAAAAGGUCCA
Oryzias latipes (Japanese medaka) is the source of this 4515-nucleotide messenger RNA. It is a transcript of the gene fgf8b, whose product is annotated as fibroblast growth factor 8b. The record is from RefSeq and is a predicted model, not a curated record. Gene Ontology annotation, molecular function: growth factor activity. Lineage: Eukaryota; Metazoa; Chordata; Actinopteri; Beloniformes; Adrianichthyidae.